Messenger RNA from Beta vulgaris subsp. vulgaris (sugar beet), 2709 nucleotides. RefSeq names its product CSC1-like protein HYP1. The transcript has 11 exons. The coding region runs from base 311 to 2452 and encodes 713 amino acids. Gene Ontology annotation, molecular function: calcium-activated cation channel activity. Lineage: Eukaryota; Viridiplantae; Streptophyta; Magnoliopsida; Caryophyllales; Amaranthaceae. The record is from RefSeq and is a predicted model, not a curated record. Gene Ontology annotation, cellular component: plasma membrane.
UCCGCCCUCGUGUGGGAACCCGAGUUUAGUGCCAUGUAGUCCGCAUCACUUAGGAAGCAGUAGAAAGUCGGUUCAACUCUGUAUUAUUCCUUCUUUCUUUCCCAAAUCCCAUUCUUUCACUCAAGAAUGCAUACUCCUAUAAUAGUCUAACUUUAUUCAUCAACAUCACCUAUUUCACUGAGGAUUUUCUGCUGGGAUUGUUUCAGACUUCUAGUGCUGUCUGUCUUCUACCUGUGAGGAACACAACAAGGGAACUAUAACUUGGUUUGCAGUUUGCUGCUGAAUAUUAUUCUGAGAUUAUCUAGAAGGAAUGAUUCUCUCAGCACUUCUAACAUCUGUUGGAAUCAAUCUUGGCCUUUGUUUUUUAUUUUUCACUUUCUACUCUAUUCUGAGAAAGCAGCCGGGUAACCUCAGAGUUUAUGCACCACGUUUAGUUGCUGAAAGAAGGGUUAAACGAAAAAAUGAUUUCAACUUCGAGAGACUUUUACCUUCUGCUGGUUGGGUAAAAAGGGCAUGGGAACAAUCAGAAGAAGAACUGUUGGAAAACUCAGGUCUGGAUGGUGUGGUUUUUAUGCGAGUCUUCACCUUCAGCUUAAAGGUUUUUGCCAUUGCUGCAAUCAUUGGUGUAUUCAUUCUUCUUCCCAUUAAUUUCAUGGGAAAUCAGCUGGUUAUUGAUAUUUCCGAUCUUCCCAACAAGUCUCUGGAUUCUUUCAGUAUUUCCAAUGUCAAUAAUGGCUCAAACAGGUUAUGGGUUCACUUUUGUGCUGCUUAUGUUUUUACUGGGGCCGUGUGUUAUCUGCUUUAUUAUGAAUAUAAGAUGAUAUCUUUGAAGCGGAUUGCUUGCUUCUAUGCAUCCCAACCUAAGGCUCACCUGUUUACAGUCUUAGUUCGUGGUAUUCCCGUUACGGCUGGAAGCAGCUUUAGUGACAGCAUUGAUCAGUUCUUUAAAGAGUAUCAUCCUUUGACAUAUCUUUCACACACAGUUGUUCGUCGGACAAGCAAACUUCAACAGCUUACGAAUGAUGCAGAGAAAAUGUAUGGGACAGUUGCCCAGAUAAAAUCUGAAGAACAUACUAGUCAAAGAUCAAUUUAUAAUGGUUUCUUUGGGCUAUUUGGCAAUAGACAUCGUCAUAUGCGUACGCUAGAGAAAAGAUUGGAGGAUAUGGAGGAUAGUAUGAGGUUGGAACAAUCUUCAUUACCUGAAAAGGAAGUUCCAGCUGCCUUUGUUUCUUUCAAGUCGCAAUAUGGUGCUGCAAUAGCCUUACACAUCCAACAGGGGGUGAAUCCGACAGAGUGGGUCAUUGAACAAGCUCCUGAACCUGAUGAUGUUUAUUGGCCUUUCUUUUCUACUUCGUUCUUCAGGAGAUGGAUUUGCAAAUUGGUGGUACUUGUUGCUUCGGCUGUUCUUAUAGUUUUGUUCCUUGGUACUGUUGUAAUUGUGCAAGGUCUUACACACCUGGAACAGCUGGAGAAAUAUUUUCCUUUCCUUAAAAGCAUCCUAACAAUAGCUUUUGUGAGUCAGGUGAUAACUGGAUAUCUUCCAAGUCUCAUACUUCAGUCGUUUCUAUAUUUUAUACCACCCAUUAUGAAGAUGUUGUCCUCUAUUCAAGGUUACAUAUCCAUGAGUGGGAUACAGAAAAGUGCUUGUGGUAAGAUGCUCUGGUUUACGAUAUGGAAUAUAUUCUUCGCAAAUGUGCUAUCAGGAACAGCUUUAUCUCAAGUCAAAUUGAUUUUUGAACCCAAAAAAAUCCCUGAAAUACUUGCUGAAGGUGUUCCUGCUCAGGCUUCAUUCUUCAUUUCAUAUGUUGUAACAAGCGGUUGGACUAGUUUAUCUUCAGAGCUGUUUCAGCUUUUCAAUCUCAUCUGCAGUCACUUGCGGAGGCUUUUUGCUAAAGAGACGGAAGAUUUGACAACCUCACCGAUUCCUUAUGAAAGUGAAAUUCCCAGGAUCCUCUUUUUUGUGCUUCUUGGAAUAACUUAUUUCUUUCUCGCCCCUCUGAUUUUGCCGUUCAUUCUGGUGUACUUUUGUAUGGGAUAUCUGAUAUUUCGAAAUCAGCUUUUGAAUGUCUAUGCACCAAAGUAUGAAACUGGUGGCAAUUACUGGCCUAUAGUGCAUAAUUCAACAAUAUUAUCUCUGGUCCUCAUGCACAUUAUAGCAUUUGGAAUUUUUGGGCUGAAGGUUCUGCCUCUGGCAUCUACCCUGAUCAUUCCUUUGCCUAUACUCACGCUUUUAUUUAAUGAGUACUGCCGUAAACGUUUCCUGCCCUUAUUUAAGGCGUUUCCUGCUGAGUGUUUGAUCAAAAAGGAUAGAGAAGAACACAAUGAUCCUAGAAUGGGAGAAUUUCUUGAGAAAUUGAUGUCUGCAUAUGAAGAUCCAGUUCUGAAGCCAACUCAAUAUUCUAGGAACGCUGAUUCACAAACCUCUCCUCUUCUUCAAUCUAGAGAAAUUUGAAUUGCUAGCAUAUGUUGGAGAGCAUAUUUUUGAAUUAUAUAUGGAAAUGGUUUAUCAUAUUUUAUACUUCAUAUAGCUCCAAAGGAAUUAUGCAAUUUCUAUAUGUAACUAUGUUCAAAAGGUUCCUUCCGCUGUUUGUGUUAAUGGAUGGCAUGUUCUAUGUUUUGAUUCAUGCUUGUAAGCCCUUUUUUUUUCAUUUUUUUUGGUAUAUAAAGAUGUUAUUAUCAAAGUGAGAUAAACAUCAAUCCCAAAGCUUA